UGCUCCUGCGAGGCGAUGGAAGUUACCAAAUACAACGAUUUUCCCACUGCCCGCCUCCCCAAUUCCUGCUGCCAGUGGUGUGAUAUGAGGAGUAAUCUUAUCACUCUUUCCUCGCUCGUCAACUGUUGGCGGUGGUGCGAACAUGAACUGUACCUCUGGUGGCAUCACUGCCAGCGUUGGCAAGCCAGAACGAGAGCAGCCCACGCCGCGCAUCCCGCCAUGGCGUCCAGCCAAACUGACUUAUCAGAAGAAUGGUUUAUGAAAUGGAUGACACACCAACCAACACAGGAACUGGUCAUUGCUGUGGAUAAUGGAGACGAGGCAAGGGUGAGGUCAUCCCUCAACAGGGGUGCCCACCCAGAGGUCAGUGUCCCCACUGAUGAUGGAAUGUCGGGGAGUCUGGUAAGUGUGGCUGCCAACAAGGGCCACCACGACCUACUGCCUCACUUACUGCAGGCGGGGUUAAGCAUAGAGGGUGGAGGCACCAUCGACAGGACACCACUGAUGGAUGCUGCCGGGAAUGGCCACACCGAGACAGUGAAGGCACUGCUGACCCUCGGUGCGAACCCUCUAGCGACGGAUAGUGAAGAAUGGACAGCCCUCCACCAUGCUGCAGCGCAAGGCCAUCAGCAGUGUGUGGCGGCCCUCACGCCCGUCAUCCCUCCCAUCCCUGCACACCUUGAGGCACACACCCCGGUGCACGCCGCCAGUUACUAUGGCCACUUGGAGGUACUGGAGCAGCUGGUGGGUGCUGGCUGGCCCCUCACAACUGGGGACAGUGAUGGCGACACACCCCUGCAUCAUGCUGCUGCAGGCGGCAGUGUGAAAUGUCAGGAAUGGCUCAUAGAGCGAGGUGGUGACCCGCGCAUGCAAAACAAGGCAGGACACACACCCAUAGACAAGGAACUCGUCAUUGCUGUGGAAAAAGGGGACGAUGACAUGGUGAAGUCGUCCCUCGCCACGGGUGCUCACCCAGAGGUCACUGUCCCCACUGAUGAUGGAAUGUCGCUGAGUCUCGUAAGUGUCGCUGCAAAAAAUGGCCACCGACACCUGCUGCCUCGCUUACUGCAGGCAGGGCUUAGCGUAGAGGGAAAAGGCACCAUCGACAUGACACCACUGAUGUUGGCUGCCGGGAAUGGCCACACCCAAACAGUGAAGGCACUGCUGACCUUCGGUGCGAAUCCUCUGGCGACGGAUACUGAAGGAAGGACAGCCCUCCACUAUGCUGCAGCGCGGGGCCAGCAACAGUGUGUGGCGGUCCUCACGCCUGUUAUCCCUCCCACCCCCGCUCACCUCGCGGCACACACCCCGGUCCACGCCGCCAGUUAUCAUGGCCACUUGGAGGUACUGGAACAGCUGGCGAGUGCUGGCUGGCCCCUCACCGCUAGGGACAGUGAUGACGACUCACCCCUACACUAUGCUGCGACGGGCGGCAGUGUGACAUGUCAGGAAUGGCUGAUACAGCGAGGUGGAGACCCGCACAUGCAAAACAAGGCAGGACACACACCCAUGGACAAGGAACUGGUCAUUGCAGUGGAUAAAGGAGAUGAGACAAGGAUGAGGUCGUCCCUCGGAAGGGGUGCUCACCCAGCGGUCACCGUCCCCAAUGAUGAUGGAAUGGGGAGUCUGGUAAGUGUGGCUGCCAACAAGGGCCACCACCACCUGCUGCCCGGCUUACUGCAGGCGGGGCUAAGCAUAGAGGGUGAAGGCACCAUCGACAGGACACCGCUGAUGGAGGCUGCCGGGAAUGGCCACACUCAGACAGUGAAGGCACUGCUGACCCUCGGUGCGAACCCUCUGGCGACGAAUAGUGAAGGAUGGACACCCCUCCACUAUGCUGCAGCGCGGGGCCAGCAGCAAUGUGUGGCGGCCCUCACAUCCGUCAUCCCUCCCACCUCCGCACACCUCGAGGCAUACACCCCGGUGCACGCCGCCAGUUACCUUGGCCAAGUGCAGGUACUGGAGCAGCUGGCGGGUGCUGGUUGGCCCCUCACCGCUAGGGACAGUGAUGGCAACACAGCCCUGCACACUGCUUCGGAGGGGGAUAGCGUGACAUGUCUGGGAUGGCUGGUAAAGCGAGGUGGUGACCCGUGCGUGCGAAAUAAGAAUGAACACACCCCGUUAGACGUGGCCGUGCAGUUUGGCCGCCACGAGGUGGAGACCUGGCUGGCCAAGAAUGGUGGCGCUGUUGUGCGAAACGAGGAUCGGCGUGUGGAGGAAGUGAGAAUACGGCAGGGCAGGCAUAAAGACAACCACAACUCAGUCUUGUCCUGGUUGAUGGAGCUCAACGAGGCAGCCAUGGCCCUUAUCCCCGAGAUCUAUGACGGUCACGUGCUGAGCCAGGAAGGCCUGACACCCCUCCACGCGGCGGCGCUGCUCGGGGCUUCCAGUAGUGUAGUGGAGGCUAUGCUGAGACGCGGUGUGAACCCUCAUGUGAUUACCCCGGACAACAUGACUCCCUUUGACCUGGCUCGGCAAGAAGGCCAUGACCCAGUGAUUAAGGGACUACAGUGCCACCAGUGUGUAAAGAGCGCUGAAUCCCCCGAGUACCUGUACCAGGAGCUGGUCUCAACAAUCAGUCGCGGGGACGACGUGCAGGCGGUGUCCAGUCUCCUGUGUAAAGGCGCCCCUAUUGAGUCCAUGGGUGGCCGCACCGCCCUCAGACUGGCUGUCACCACCGACCGUGCACGCACCGUCAGCCUGCUGCUGGCGAGUGGAGCCUUCCUGUCCGCCAACAUGCUGCAGGAGGCUUGGAAGAGCCACAAUGUGACCCACAGGGUGCUGGCCUCCCUCACCACCGCCUACUGCUGCCGGCUGCGUGUGGAGCAGCGUCGUCUGUUAAAGGUCAGCCGCGCCCUUGUCGAGGGCAUCAGUAGUCUGCUGGAAGACAUCGAAGGAAAUAUUCCGUGGCUGGCUGUCUGGCGACGGGGCGAGGACACUGACCGAGCAACUCUGAGCGAUCUCCUAGCAAAGGCUGCGGCCACCAGCUGCCCCGUGACUGCCGCCUUCCUGCAGAAUGCAGGAGCGUGGCCUUUUUUUAGCCAAGCCUCUGGUGUCAGUGCCCUGCACGCCGCGCUGGACGCCGGCCACCAGGCCAUGGCCGAGGUGCUGAUCAGGCACCUCGGGGCCUGCCCGUACGUGCCGGACACACACGGUCGCCUUCCAGUGCACAUGAUGAGUGACGAGGAGCGACAGAGGCUGGAGCAGAGGCUGUUCGAGGCGGAGCAGGAGAAACUUCAGGAUCUGGAACUUCGGCAGAAAGCAGAUUGCGAGAAGGCGGCGGCACGCACAGCGCUGGACGUACAGAAGGUUCUUUUUGACAACCACAAGAAUGGAGAUGAUAAGAAUGUUUCUGCAGAUGAUUUCCGCGCCGCCCUGCUGCUGGCCUCGCGCAAAGGUCUUCUACAGCUGACUCAUCUGCUGCUGCGGGAGGAUUGCCACCUCGUGGACGAGGUGCUGGAAGAUAUCUGCGACACCACCGCCCUGCACCAGGCGGCCUCGCACGGCCAGGACGGUUGCGUGGCGCUGCUGCUGAGUGCAGGCGCCAACACACAGCAGCGCGACAGGUACGGCCAUACACCCCGACUCCUUGCCGCCAUGUUUGGCCACACAAGCACUGCCGACUUGCUGGCCCAACAAGAUGUGCAGGACCCUCCUUGCCGCGCGGGCACCACCGCCAAGCAAAUGACGUGAGGAUUUGAAGCAUACUUCCAGCUUUAUGAAAAGUAUGCCCAUGAUCCUGACUCCAUUUGACCGUCACAACCCCGACAACGUCACAAGGAAGCUUACGAAAUGCAUACGUGCAAGAAAACUGCAACAGGAGGCUCAACGGGUGGCUGUUGACUUAUCAGAAGGCGAGGCCCUUGAAAUACAUGAGGCGGUGAUGGCAGAACUGAAAGCCAUCAUAGAUAAUGUGUCAGCCGCGGAUCCUACUACCGCGGCGAACUGAGGCUGGCGGGCAGCUCUCGGCUCCAAGUUGUACGCCCCCGACGAGUUUGACGUAAAUAUCGUGAUUCACGGUGAUGACGUAGGAGUAAAUGUUAGUGAGGGAAGGAAGGAGGAAGCUCUGUUGAAGGGCAGGUUACAGAUCUCUGUGAAGACUGACAACCCCAAACUUAAAGGGAAUAGUUUCAUGGCCAAUCUGUACGAGGAGGUGCACCGCUACCUCGCUGGCCAUACCCUGCAGGACGAAAGACUGAGCCUGUUGCCGCCGGGACUUACUAGUACACAGGUGGACGUGGGACUUGCCCUGGCCUUGCAGGGGCGAGAGUAUCCACUGCUGUUGAUCGGCGUGGACCUGGUGCCGGUGCUGGAGGUGCCGUGGCUGGAACAAAUCCCCAGCCCUUCCUCACUCCUGGGGACACCACCACCAUGCAGCUCAGUAAGGCCGCGGAUGGCUCAUGGUGCUGCAGCUUUGCCUUGACGGAGGCAAAGGUGCUAGGGACGCUGAGCCCCGAGGAGCGCCAGUUGCAGCUAAUGGGAAAGCUACUUCUUUCCCGCCUCAAGGCUGAGGGCUGGAUGCCACGACACAAGAAGCACCUGGUUUGCCACACGGGAGUGGAGCAUUCCGGUGCCAAGCGGGAUCUGCUUCAAAAACGCAUUCCUGCGGUGGCUGGAGUAUAGAUGUGGGGAGAGGCACGCUGCCAAGCAGCUGGAGGACCCCGCCAGAUGGCUGGUCGAGGUGUUCAGACUGAUGUGUGCAAACCCAGAGGAAUCGCGGGAUCGCCUGACAGCUCAAAUUAGCUCCGCCUACUUUGGAGUUGACUGUGAGGGGCGAAAAGCUGAGGACGGGGCACCUGCCAUCGUGCAGUGCCUGGAGGAGGACUUGGAAAAGUUGUGGCCUGGCUCGCCUGGCGACAUCGGCCUGAACCUAGACAGCCAGGCGGCGAGGAACAUACUGGUGGCGAGUUGCCUUUGGAUGCAGAAGAUGCAGCUCCACAGUGAUGAUCAGCAGUGAUUCGCACCAAUCUGUAAACCUCACACACACACACACACACACACACACACACACACACACACACACACACACACACACACACACACACACACACACACACACACACACACACACACACACACAUAUACACACACACAUAC
Scylla paramamosain (green mud crab) is the source of this 5097-nucleotide messenger RNA. RefSeq names its product serine/threonine-protein phosphatase 6 regulatory ankyrin repeat subunit B-like. Gene Ontology annotation, cellular component: ciliary inversin compartment. Lineage: Eukaryota; Metazoa; Arthropoda; Malacostraca; Decapoda; Portunidae. Gene Ontology annotation, biological process: protein localization to ciliary inversin compartment. Bases 16 to 3693 code for a protein of 1225 amino acids. The transcript is spliced from 12 exons. Gene Ontology annotation, molecular function: protein binding. The record is from RefSeq and is a predicted model, not a curated record.